UCCGACUGCACCUCACAGCAUCAUCCGGAGCUAUGGUUAAUCACGCACUCAAUAUUUUCAAUCCCUCUUGGGAUCCUGCACAGGACACCCUCAAAAACAUAGACAAGUUUCCGGAUAAUAGAACCUAUCGAGAUCCUCAUACGCGUAUUAUAAAAUAUAUACAAUUUUGUUGUGACUAGUGACUGUAUCGAAACAUAUUUUACGUGAAUUUUGCUGCAUCAAAACUGAAUUGGUUCGCGUCGCCUUAGAACGCAUUGAAGGUCUGAGAGUCUGUUUAAACGAGGUAUCUCUCCAUCCUUUCAUUUUGCAGUGUGAUGUGCUUGAGGCUGACUCUCUUGUUUCUGUGCUUUGUUGGGCCGGUGGUUUCACGAAAACUUCUCUACAUCCAAGUCAUCACGAAAGACCUCAAAUCUAACAGAAUUCUCGAAUGUGUACAGAUGGACCCCACAGAAAACGAAUCUCUAGACGCAGUUGUCAAGGAAGCUGCUCGCGUUAGCGGUCCGGUGAAGAAGAACUUCUUUAAAAAGAUAGUUGGCCUUCAAAAAAAGGAGAAGAAAGCUUUCGAGUGUCUGGGAACGACCAUUGACGUGACCAAACCUCUAUGGAUGUGCAAAAAAGUCGGAAAAGUCUUUGAUAAGAGCAUCAGACCUAUCCUGUGCCAUCAAGAUGUCAGCAUGGUUUUCGUCGUCAAAAGAGAGAAAGCGAAAGACCACGAUGUGUAUGGUUUCUGCAUCGACCCGGCGAAGUUCUUCGUGUUUCACUAUCUACCCGACACAGCGCACUGCGAACCCGACGAACGGGGCUUCGCGAAGACGGGCAGCGGGAACCUUCAGACGGCCCUUAUUGUCCAGCCCUACGUCCCCAAGGGCUGCGUCAGCUCUGUUUUAGCGUACCUAGAGGAGAAGGAUUUUGUCAUCGUUCCGAACUGGACCCGCCCGGGACAUGUGGAGAAAAUGACCGAAUGUUUCUUCAAGACCCUGAGAAGCACGAUAGACUACAAGCGGGAGCUACGGGUGCUGGCCGGUCAGUUCCUGCAGAAGGACUCGCCGUACAUGCAGGAAGCGAGACGCCGCAAGAUGGUGCUGGAGCCGCCGACCGUCGAGAACCCGUUCAUCACGAAGGAGGACCUGAAAACCCUCCACGAAUCCGUUUUCACCACCGUCGUCAACGCCCUCAGCCCCGAGCACCGGCUGAAAAAGUACAAGCACAAGCUGUACCUCGAACCAAGGCAUAUUGAUACGGUAGAUCAGUUCUUUCUGGCAGCAGUGGCAGAAGCUCGCAAGGAAUCAGCAUCCAAUUACCAGCCCCCUCAGAAGAAGUUACUUAAAAUUGACGAACCUAAUAAGCUCACCGUGAGACAAGCGCUUAGAAUAUUCAUUAUUUCACAGACGAAAUACCGGCGUCUCCUGGUCGGAAUGCUGAUUCUCAUCGGGCGGAUCCACGACACGUGCGAAUUCAUGGGAAACCCUAACCUCCCCCGCCGCAACUCCCUCUCCAAGGAGGAGACCCUCAACGAGCAGUGCGCGACCGCCUGCGAGUUCGUGGCCGAGUUCUCCCGCACGCUCGUCUACUACAAGGACAAAGACAUCAUCGAACCCGCCUGCCUCGGGGCCGUCAGCGGCGUCUGCUCGGACAAGGUCUGCAAGUGCACUCUGGUCACCGACAAAAGCGACCUUGCCAACAGGCCGCCCACGCUCGCGUUCUGCGUGAAGGACAUCACGUUCACCGUCAAGUCCUUCCGCAUCCAGAACGAGCGGCGAAGAGCGAAGAUGGCCGAGAUGAAGAAGCGGAUUAACAGGGUUUGGCAAAAGAGUCCUUGAGACGGAUCCAACCGGUUCCGGGACGUGCAUGAAGUUGCUGUGUGCGACUGGGAUCCUUGAGGUUACGGGUUGGCACCCCAAAAAUUCUGGCCCGGGUGGCUCGGGGGCCCCGGCACACAGUGGAUCGAGUCAAUAGGAGAGGUCGGACAAAAUUUGGUAACUUUAAACGCUUAUA
Bemisia tabaci is the source of this 1995-nucleotide messenger RNA. The record is from RefSeq and is a predicted model, not a curated record. Lineage: Eukaryota; Metazoa; Arthropoda; Insecta; Hemiptera; Aleyrodidae.